This is a messenger RNA of Chaetomium strumarium, 1511 nucleotides long. RefSeq lists its product as uncharacterized. The record is from RefSeq and is a predicted model, not a curated record. NCBI's taxonomy places the organism in Eukaryota, Fungi, Ascomycota, Sordariomycetes, Sordariales, Chaetomiaceae. The transcript is spliced from 3 exons. Bases 404 to 1294 code for a protein of 296 amino acids.
CCUACGGAUGCUUAUUUUCAAGUUCUGUGACCCUACUCGGCUCGGGCAAAUUCGGUUGGCACUGUUAGCCAUGUCUGCUGUCUGUCUCACCCGGGUGGCACCUUCCUACUGCAGUGGCAGAGGGUCGUUGCAUGAACAAGCGGAAGGCACGAUGGGCAAGAAUACCACUGCCCUGUGUAGCGGAAGAUGGUAUUCGGUUCAAGUUCCUGACCGGUAACACAACUAAAUAAUGGUUUCCCCUUACUGUCACAACCUUGAAGCGGUCCGCUUCCCGCUUGAUGUCUUCGUUGUCAGCCUGAUUCCAACUCGCUAAGAUCAUACGUUGACCCCAGCACAAUUUCUUCCUUCCCCGCUUGCCUAUCUUUAGCUGCUCCUUCAGUCAGAGAAGCAGCCGCGAAACCUAAUGCCUCCGAAGAGGAAAAGUCAAGACACUGUGUCUCCGGACCGUCCAUCCAAGUCCCGCGCUCGCCCAAGCCGUGCAUCGAAGACCUCGCCUAACACGGAUGGCAACGAUAGCGAGGCUCUCCCCACAAGACCAGCCAAGAAAGGUCGUGGAACCGCCUUGCGAACCACGAGGCAGGAUGAUGACCGAGAUGAUGACUUCGGAGAUUCCGCGCGCUCGAAGCCAACGACCAUAGAGCAGCACUUGAUGGAUCAGAACAAGAAAUCCAAAGAGUUUAUUCAACAUUUCAAAGAGCAGGUCACGCAAGGGCGAGAGACAUUCCAGGAAACCGUGGCAAGGCUCAAGCAAGACCUCCUCAAGCCGCGCGACGACGACGACGACUGCCUCGCAGGUAUCCACGCCGCCCUACGUGCCAGCACCCAGCCCUUCUCUGCAAAGGACCACCCGCUCUUUGAGCAAACGCAACAACUCCUCCGCCUCAGUCAUGCGAUAUUGAAGUGUCAUCAGACAGUAGAGAAGGAAUCUCGUACCGCAGACUUGACUUCACCUCGAGAGACAUGGAAGCAGGAUAAAGAGGGCAUGAGGAAGUUACUGGAGUACGGAAAAGUCUAUGGGGAGAAGGUCGUGGAAGGGUGGAUAACGCCCACGACGCCUCAGAACGGAGAGCAGGAUCCCGAUGAUGAUGAUAAUGAGGCCGAUGAUGGGGAGGACAGCGGCGAGGAUAGAGAAGGGAUGACUGAGGCGGAGAAUCUGGCCAAGGGGCUGUUCGAGUGGCGGAGGAAGGGGAGGGGCCUGUUGAAGGCCGGAGAAGGUUGGGGUGUGGCGGCAAGGAGACAGAUGGUUGCGCUUGCUGGCGUGGUAAGGACUUUGCAGCCCCAGGAAAGCGAGUGAAAGUGUGGUGUGGGCUACCCUCAGAUUGCUUGUCUCUACCCGUGAUAUGGUUGCUAUUUGGAAGUUAUUAGGGGACAGCUUGGGCGGUAGUCAUGGUCGACGACUCGACGGAGUCCCCGUAGUUCAUUUGCUUGGGAUGCCGGCUACGAAAUGGGCUUGGCUAAGAACGCGAGAGCGGAUGUGCUGAAAGCGACUUGUUGAAUCUCAGUGUCCUCCG